Molecule: messenger RNA, 438 nt
Organism: Psylliodes chrysocephalus
Lineage: Eukaryota; Metazoa; Arthropoda; Insecta; Coleoptera; Chrysomelidae
Source: the annotation of a GenBank genome assembly
AUGGCUGUAAAACUUAAAGAAGCAGAUGAUGAAAUGCGCCGUGUCAAGAAUAUUUUAAUUUGCGGGAUCGCAGAGGCCCAAGGAGACAGCGCUGUGAAGAAAAAACAGGAUAAAGAAAAACUCGAUUUGAUACUCAGCUCGCUCGGUUCAACAGCCGAAAUGGUUUCUUUUUAUAGAAUCGAAAAACCAAAUUCUAACAAUAAAUACCCUCGAAUGAUUAAAGUCACUUUUCAAUGCCAAUCUGAUGCUAAAUUUAUUCUUCGUUUAAAACGAAAACUGAUGGAAAAUAAUUUAACCAAGGAUUUUAGUAUCACCGAUGACAAAACUCAGGCUCAAAAUUCAUACCUAAACGAACUUAGAACUGAAUUGGAAAAUAAAAAUCGAAAUGGCACUGACAAGUACAUUAAUGGAUCACCAAAGAUCGUACACAAAUUUUAG